AUGGCAGAGCCAAAAUUUGAUUAUGACAAAGGAAAUUUUUUUACUGAUUUAUGAAUGAUAUGAGCAUUCCAAACAAUAAAUUUUUGGAAAAAAAAUAAGCCAAGCCAUUCAAAUAUUCUAAAAAUACCUGAUAGAUUUAAUUUUGAAGAGUCAUUGUUAACAUUAGAAAAAGAGUGGGAUACUGAAACAAGAAAACCAAAUCCGAAAUUUCUCAAUGCCCUGGUAAGGACUGUUUGGUGGGAAUUUACAAAAUACUCCUUUUAUUUAAAUAUUGGGCAGAUUCUUGGGCUUGCUCAAGCUGUUAUUAUGAUUUUUUUGAUAGAUUUUUUUACUGAUGAUAGUUAUACUAUGGAAGGUAUAUGACUGGUUGCAUGCUUGGGUAUUGCAGCGAUUUUGAGUGUUUCACUAUUUGCGCUAGGAGCUUUUUAUUUGAGGUUGCUUACUAUAAAAAUAAAAUCAAUAGUGCCAUAUAUUGUUUAUAAAAAGGUCCUAAAUACAUCAUUUGAAGAAAUUUCACAAAAGGAUUAUUCUAGUUAAUAUAAAUGGCUAAGGCAUAUUCAUAUAAGGGAUUAUAUAAUAAUUCAUAAGCUAAAGGUAUAUAAAGGGAAAUUGCCGAAUACAAUAGCAGCUGAUUUAGAAUAUUUUAGUGGAAUUACUACCUUAGGAAUGAUAGCAGGAUGCCCAUUUAUUUUUAUAGGUGCAUUUUUGAUUAUUGGCAUUCUUACAGGAUGGGCUGGGAUUAUUGGUUUGGCUGUAUUAAUUCUUCAUUUUCCAGUAGCAGUCUUGUUAUCAAGCAUGUCAAGCUAUUAUAGAAUGAAAUCUUCUACUUAUGGGGAUAGAAGAAUUGUGAUGAUUACGAACAUAAUAGAAGGUAUUAGAGUUGUUAAGUUGUAUGGAUGGGAAGAGCCAUUUUUAAGACUGAUAUAUAUGGAAAGAUCAAAAGAAAUUAAAGAGCAAAAUAAGGAAUAUGCUGCGAAUUCAUUAAAUAACUCUAUAGGAGUUUCUGGAAUCGGAAUAAUCUUGCUUAUAACGUUUGCACUUUAUGUUCACUUAGGCGAUUCAUUAGAAGUUAGCACUGUAUUUUGCGUUGUUGCAACAAUGUGUAUAGUUUAUUGCUUAGUUACAAAAAUGGGUGUAAAUGCAGCAUAUAGUGCUGCUACAAUAGUGCUAUCAAUGGAGCGUCUAACACAAAUUUUAUUAUUAAGUGAAAAAAAUAGUGACAAAGAAAACCCAGAAAAUCCUGAUUUUUCUGUGUCAGUGAAAAAUGCUAGUUUUUCUUAUAUAUCGAAAAAAGAAAAUCAGGAAACUACUGAAGAAAAUCCUAUAAAUAAAGACAAUAUAGAUAAUGAUGUACUGACUGAUAUAAAUUUUGAGCUCAAAAAAGGAGAAUUAUUGAUUGUUGUAGGACAAGUUGGAAGUGGAAAAAGCAGCUUAUUACUUGGACUAUUGGAUGAAUUAUUUAAAUCAAAUGGACAAGUAAAAAUAAAUGGGAAAGCCUCUUAUUCUGCCCAAGAUCCAUGAAUUUUAUCAGGCACUAUAAAAGCAAACAUCAUAAUGGAUAAAGAAUAUAUUGAAGAGCUCUAUAAAAAUGUUAUAAAAAUGUGCAUGCUAGAAAUAGAUCUUGAUAAUUUUGCAAAUAAAGAUGAAACAAUCGUUGGAGACAAUGGAAUCACAUUAAGUGGAGGACAAAAAGCUAGAAUAAGCCUUGCGAGAAUAUUAUAUGCUAAUAGAGAUGUUAUUCUUCUUGAUGAUCCUUUGAGUGCAGUUGAUUCUGAAGUGAGCUCAUUUAUUUUCAAAAAUUGCAUUAAAGAUUAUUUGAAAAAUAAAACUGUUAUUUUAGUGACCCACCAAAUCCAUCUCAUUUCAGAAGCUGAUAAACUCUUAAUCUGUCACCAAUUUAAGAAAUUUUUGAAAACAAUUUUAAAAAUUAAUAUAAAUAUUUUUUUUUUAAUCGUGAGGGAAAUUAAUUUUAAACCAAGGAAAACAGAUAUUUUUUGGUACAUAUCAAGAAUUCCAAGGAAGAGCGGAUAUAGAAGACUUCGUUGGAGAAUUAAAACAAAUGACUGAUAGCGUAGAAAAGAAAGAAGUUGACUAUUCUGUUUAUGUAAAAGAAAUCAAAUCAGAGUCUAUUUCAUCAAUAGCAGAUGAAGAAAAAGACCUGCCUCCAAUAUCACUAAACACUUAUCACCAGUUUUUUAUAUAUGGCUAUAAAUAUAACUUUGUGCUUGUUUUGGUAUUACUUGUAUUGGUGAUAACGCAAAUAGCAAGUAUCGCUGUCAUAUAUUGGCUUACAGUAUGGUCAGCACAAUCUGAUUCUGAGCAGGAAGAUACUUAUUAUGUGUGGUUUUAUGCAAUAAUUGUAAGUAUAUGCUAUUUUUGUUCAUUUUUGCGUUGCUGGAUAUUGAGCUAUGGCAUGACAAUUGCAGGAAAGAAUUUACACAAUAAAGCUUUGGAAAGCAUGGUGAAAACUUCAACUGUGUUCUUUGAUAAAAAUCAGACUGGAAGAAUGAUCAAUCGGUUUUCAAAGGAUAUGCCUUUUUGAUAAAUUUAUCCAAUCAUUAGACCUUAUCUUAUAUAUUAAUUAUAGUGCUUACUAACUGUAUAAAUAAGUAUACAUUUAUGAUUGAUGAAUUAUUACAUGGCAUGUUUUACUAUUUUGUAAACCAAGCUUUCGAUAUAUGGGGCCUUCUCAUUUCUAUUUCCAUCCUCAUUCCUCCAGCUGCAGCUCUAGUAUUAAUAUACUUAUUGGUCACUAUAUGAUUUUCUAAGCUCAUCAUACCAAUGGUCAAAGACCUCGGCGGCCUAACCUUAGUAUCUAAAAGCCCAAUCUUAAGCCUUGCCAACUCAACCUUACAUGGAAUUGUCACCAUAAGAUCUCACGAACUUCAACAAAAAUUUAUCUAUGACAUGAAAGUGUCCCUAGAAUACAAUUGCCGCUGUGAGUUCAGCAGAGAUAUUCCAUUCAGAUUCUAUCAGUUUUAUAUGGAAAUUUUCUUAGUCCUAUUAUGCAUUAUGUGUGCUUUUAUACUUGUGGGGUGGAGGGAUUUUAUAACUGAGGAUUUAGCAGCUUUAUGCAUAUGUUUCUUAGUUUUAGCUAUGCAGCCUACAACUUCAUGGGGAGAUACCAUGAUUGAAGUAGAAGUUUUAAUGAUUUCGCCACAGAGACUUAUGGAAUAUGCUGAUAUGCAGCCUGAAGGAGCGUUUGAGACUGAUACGCCAUUUGAAAUUACCCAUGGGAAAAUUAAAAUCCAAAAUUUAUUUAUGAAAUAUCGAGACAAUUAUCCUUUUGCGCUUCAUGAUUUGAAUAUUACUAUUGAAGCUGGACAAAAGGUAGGAAUUGUAGGGAGAACUGGCUCAGGGAAAUCUUCAAUAAUGAACGUGCUGUUUAGGCUAGUUAACCCUACAUUUGGGACUAUCCUUAUAGAUGGCCAAGAUUAUAUAAAUGCUGGCCUUCAUCAAUUGAGAAGACAAAUGUCAGUUAUUCCUCAAUCCCCUAUCAUUUUUAUGGCUACUUUUAGAGACAAUAUAGACCCAUUUCAUGAGCACACAGAUGAAGAAAUUUUAAAUAUCUGCAAGCAGUCUGAUAUUUAUGAAGUAGUCCAAGCACUCCCUAAUAAGCUUGACACAAUGUUAUCAGGAAGAGAAUCCAGCUUAUCCGCUGGAGAAAAACAGCUAGUUUGCCUUGCCCGAGCACUGAUCCGAAAUAGCAAAAUUGUGAUGAUGGAUGAAGCCACUGCAAAUGUUGACCCUAAAACUGAUAGAAUUGUCCAUGAAAAAGUAAAGACUAUGUUUUCUAAAAAUACCAUGCUUAUUGUUGCACAUAGACUAAGGACAAUAAUUGAUGUCGAUUUAAUAGUCGUGAUGGAAGAAGGGACUUGUAAAGAAAUGGGAAGUCCUAAGGAGCUUGUUGCAGUUGAAAAUUCACUUUUUAGGAACUUAAUUUUGCACACAGGUCCACAAGAGUCGAAAUAUUUGCUUGAAAAAUUACAAAAUGCCUAA
Blepharisma stoltei is the source of this 3999-nucleotide messenger RNA. The record is from the annotation of a GenBank genome assembly. NCBI's taxonomy places the organism in Eukaryota, Ciliophora, Heterotrichea, Heterotrichida, Blepharismidae.